This is a messenger RNA of Corvus hawaiiensis (hawaiian crow), 1595 nucleotides long. RefSeq names its product ZPR1 zinc finger (gene ZPR1). Gene Ontology annotation, molecular function: zinc ion binding. Gene Ontology annotation, cellular component: cytoplasm; nucleus. NCBI's taxonomy places the organism in Eukaryota, Metazoa, Chordata, Aves, Passeriformes, Corvidae. The record is from RefSeq and is a predicted model, not a curated record.
AUCACCCCGCGCCGCCACGUGACGCGCCACCAUCAUGUCGGCGCUGGGGGCCAUGGAGGCGGCGGCGGGGCCGGGGCCGGGCGCGGGGCCCGGGGGAUCCCUGUUCCGACCCCUCAGCGCCGAGGACGGCGAGCAGCAGCCCGCAGAGAUCGAGUCCCUGUGCAUGAAUUGCUUCCGCAACGGAGUGACGCGGCUCCUGCUCACCAGGAUCCCCUUCUUCAAAGAGAUCAUCGUCAGCUCCUUCUCCUGCGACAGCUGCUCCUGGUCCAACACGGAGAUCCAGUCAGCGGGCAGGAUCCAGGAGCAGGGUGUGCGCUACACCCUGGCCGUCGCCUCCCGCCAGGACAUGAACAGGGAGGUGGUGAAGACCGACUGUGCCUCAGCUCGAAUUCCAGAGCUGGACUUUGAGAUCCCUGCCUUCAGCCAGAAGGGAGUCCUCACCACCAUCGAGGGCAUCAUUGACAGAGCUGUGGCAGGCCUGGAGCAGGACCAGCCCGCCCGCAGGGCGACCGACAAGGAGGUGGCCAGGAAAAUAGACGAGUUCAUUGGGAAACUGAGGCAGCUGAAAGAAGUCAAUUCCCCCUUCACCUUUAUCCUCGAUGAUCCCUCCGGGAACAGCUUUGUGGAGAACCCCCACGCGCCGCAGAGGGACGAGGCUCUGGUGGUCACUCACUACAGGAGGAGCCCCCAGCAGUCUGCUCUGCUGGGACUGGAGGGAGAGGAGGUGGAUGCAAAGCCGCGGGAUGCUGCCGAGGACCUGAGGGAUGAGGUCCUGCAGUUCAACACCAACUGCCCCGAGUGCAACGCCCCGGCCAGCACCAACAUGAAGUUAGUGCAAAUCCCACACUUUAAGGAAGUGAUUAUCAUGGCCACCAACUGUGACUCCUGUGGACACAGGACCAACGAGGUGAAGUCUGGAGGAGCCAUCGAACCGCGAGGCACCAGGAUCACCCUCCGCAUUACGGACCCUUCCGACAUGACCAGGGAUAUCCUGAAGUCGGAGACGUGCAGCGUGGAGAUCCCAGAGCUGGAGUUCGAGCUGGGCAUGGGAGCACUGGGGGGGAAGUUCACCACGCUGGAGGGGCUGCUGAAGGACAUCCGUGACCUGGUGGAGAAGAACCCCUUCACUCUGGGAGACAGCUCCACACCAGCAAGGACAGGGAAGCUGCAGGAGUUCAUUGGGAAGCUGCAGGACAUCAUAGAGGGGAAGACCCAGGCUCACGUCAUCAUGGAUGACCCUGCAGGCAACAGUUACCUCCAGAACGUGUACGCCCCGGAGGAGGACCCGGAGCUGCGCGUGCAGCGCUACGAGCGCACCUUUGAGCAGAACGAAGAGCUGGGCCUGAACGACAUGAGAACAGAGGGCUACGAGACAGAGGUGGCCUCGGGCCGGUAGCGGGGGCAGCGCAGCCCUCCCAGCCCGCUUCCCCAGCUGCCGCAGGAACCGGGACUUGUGUGGGACCAGGACUCUGCUCGCCUUCCCGCGGCCAGGGCAGCGGGGCUGGGCCUCAGGGCCCCCCCUGGGGGGAGGUGUCGAUGUUGCCGGGGCCGGGGGGUGGAAGCGGAGGCGGUUCCCCAAUAAAGCUGUUGCUGGC